Chironomus riparius is the source of this 2974-nucleotide messenger RNA. The record is from the annotation of a GenBank genome assembly. Lineage: Eukaryota; Metazoa; Arthropoda; Insecta; Diptera; Chironomidae.
AAUUUUUCAAAAGUUAAAAAAACGAAUCAUUUUGUGCGUUUAAUUUUAUUAAGUUUAUUAGUGAAUUAUGGUAUAUUAGUUUUUUAUUUUGAUGUGUUAAGGAAUUCGUAAGUUUAUGUCCUAAUGAUGAACUCUAAACAGCCUGAAUUGACGAUUUUCAAUGGAGCUCCGUCCAUACAUAUUGAUAAUAAUCAGCCAAGAAUCGAAGAAGAGGAAGCUAUUGAAGAUCAGAGACGCCGGCAAAAAGAGCUGCAAGCUGAAUUGGAAAAAGAAUUUGGCAAUAUGACUGAUACGGAUGAAGAUGACGAUAAUGGAACUAUAAACUCGACAAGAAAUGAUCAUAGUUUAAGUAUCCAAAACAGCUACAAUAAAGAGUUUCCACUGCGUGAUGACUUUAGUAACUUACGCAAUUUGGUGGAAACAAAAAGCCGUGAACUUGAACAUGUAAGCAAUAUGCUGGCAAAUGAGCGUAAAAUGAAUAAAGCAGCAAUCGACGAGUACGAGAAGAGAUUGUCCAUAGCUGAAGCUGAAAAAGAGCGAGCUCUUAUGAAUAGAAAUCAAACCCACGAGCUAUUAGUCGAGAACAAGGGAAAAGUAAUUGAAUUAAAUGAGAAAAAUCAGAAUUUGAUGUCAAAGAUAAAAUCGCUAGAAAAUGAGAAUGAGCGAUUAGUGGGUGAAAUAGAAAGCACAAAAAUAAUGCUGUCAGAUGUACAAACUAAAUAUGGGAUGGUCGAGAAGAAUGUUUUGUUUAAUGCCGAGCGAAGUACAGAUUUAAUUAUUAAACAAGCCCAAGAGAGACAUAAUGCGCAGAUGGCAAUGAUGCAACAACAAAUUGAAACAUUAAAGAAUAAAAAUGAUGAUAUAGAGCAUGAAUUUAAGCAUUUAGAAAUAAGAUAUAAAGAGCUACAAAGAUCAAGAGAAGCAAUUUUGAUAGAGAAAAGUGAAACAAUUAAUAUACUCAAUCGAAAUCUUGAAGAAGCACAGAGACAAUGUCAAGAUUUCUUAGCCCGUCCAGAUAUGGCACACGAGAAUCGACGAUUACAAAAUGCACUCAAGACAAUGGAGUAUCAAAAUGAAGAACUCUCAUUAACGGUUAAUAAAUUGCAAAAGAAAGUUCAGGAACAAACAUCAGAAAUUGAAAUGAUGGAUAGUGUAAUUAUUGAGUGUGAUGGAAAUAAUCAGUCAUUUACCGAAAUUUCAAAAUUCUUACAUCGAGAUCCACUUAAAAAUAUUAAUAGCACGCCAAUGACUCCAGAAGCGCGAAUGAAUAAGGUCAAGGAAGAAUUGUGUAGAUCAAUCAACUCGAUAAAAAGAAAACGUGAAGAAAUUAAAAUUUUAGAAAUGCAACUAGCUGAAAAAGAUAAGGAAAUAGAGGAAUUGAAAAAGGAUGAAAGCAAAACUUUAAUAGAACUUAAUAAAUAUCGUGAGGACGCAUUCCGUUUCGAAACAAAACUUAAUUCUGUACAAAAAGAACUUAAUGAAUUGCGAGCUUGUGACAAUACAAGUUCCAAGGAACAAGAUGAAAUGUACAAGGAACUUGAACAUAAAACACAGGAAUGCGAAGAACUUAGAAGAAUGAUAGACGAGCUUAAAAUAGCUGAAUCAGAUAUUUCCAAUAAAUUAGACAUUGAACAGAAGAAAUUAGAAGAACUGACCAAUGAACUAGUUGAAACUAGAAAUAAACAAGUCACGGUCGAUAAAUUAAACAAGUCAAUUCAAUUAGAAAACGACAAACCAGCAGAUUGCAAGAAGUGUGAAGAAUAUUCGAUGAAAAUUGGAAAUCUUGAAUUGUACCAGCUGCAAUUACAAAAUUGCAACGGAGAGUAUUUGACAGAGAUGAAUAAUUAUAAACAUGACUUGGAUGAAGCACAAGAGACUAUCGACCGACUACAAACAAAAGUAAAGCUCCAAGAUUUGAGAGACAAAGAAAUUGAAAAGCUUCAGGAAAAAGCUAAGGAAUUUGAAACUUUUAUGAGAUCAAAAUCAAAUCGAAAAGAUUCAGCUGCCUCUGCAUCCAAGGACUCAUCUACUAAUACAUCUCAAGCUAUUAGUAAUUCCACGGAGGAAUCAGAAACCAAAGAAAUUAAUCUUAGUGAGAGAAAUUACAAGGAAACUAAAAUUAGAGAUGAAAUGGCAAGGAUUUUUGCGAAUCAAAUCAAAGUAAUUGAAAAGAGGUUUGUGGAAGACAUAAAAAAGUUGCAGAACGACAUAGCAGUAUUAUCGAAUGAGCUUGAGAAUAAAGCAGCUAAUCUUGAGUUAGCCACCGAGCAACUGGAUCUUUUAAAAUUCACAAUUGUUCAUGAACGUCAGGAAUUUGAAGCAGCUUUAAAUAGACGUGAUGAGAUUUAUAAGCAAAAUAUUGAGAAAUAUCAACAGCAUGUGGCCGAACUUAACUCACAAAUCGACAUGAUUGAUGAUGAACGUAAGCUUAUUCAGAACCUCAAGCAUCAAAUUGAGGAUGAACAGAAGCUUUUAAUGAAAAAAGAGGAGGUUACACUUCAGAAAUUAAAGAAACUUCAACAAGACAGUACAAAAAUUAUUGAGGAGCUCAACGAAAAGUAUAAAGAGAUUAAAGAAAAGUAUGAGGGAGCAAAGAAAACGGCCCAGAAUUACAAGCAGUAUUCCGAUGAUAAGGAGAAGUAUUAUCGUAGUGAAUGCGAGCGUAUAAAAAAUGGGUAUGCUGAAGCUGUAGAAAAGAUUCAAUCGAGAGUUAAUGAUACGUUAAAAGAAAGGGAGCAACAGUAUAGCGAAAAGCUCAAGAGAAUUGAGCAGGAAUACGAGUUUAAAAUUGAUGUUUUAAAGGGGAUGCUUGAAAAGUCUCAAAAGUAAUGCAAAUAAAUUAAUUAAUUAAAAAUUGAUGUAUUUUUUGGGUGAGUAUGUACUUUAUUUGUGUUAAUAACUGUUAAAUAUUUUGUAUUAAUAAUUUGUUUAAGUAAAUAUACGAUCAAAUAUUUAACUUUCAUAAUUAUGUUGU